AAAGAUCUUUUGCUUUGCUUGUCUUCAAGUUCAUGGGCAACACGCAGAGAACAGACCUCCGCCGAGCCCUAUCACUCUGAACUCAAAAUAAUCAUCUUCCUCCUUUCACAUUCCCAAAUUCUUCUUCUUCACAUUUCUCUUUCUUCCCAAAUUUUACAAUUACACCAAAUCCUAAUCCUCCGGGACAAAGCAAAAGAAAAGUUCUCUCCUUUUUGGGAAUCUUUUCUUCACUUCUCCCUGAAACAAACAUAAAAAUCCAAUCUUUGCAUGCUCUUAAGACUCUGAAAUGCAAUCAUCACAUCGGAUUUUGUCUCGCCUCCUUCAUUCACCAGGAAAAGGUUAUUACAGCAGAGCCAGUGGUGUCGGCGGCUCACUUCACGUUUUCUCGUUAUCCGACGAGAAACACGAUGGGUUUUGUGUAGAUACUCAUCGGAGUUUUAGCUCUCUUAUCCGUUCCAAUCCUCAGUUAAGAGGGUUUCUCUCCACCAAUUGUUCAAACAAAGGUCUUGGUGUGCGAUGUUCUGUUUCUCUCGAUAGGGAUACUCCUUUGAUUGAUUCUUACUCCUCCCACCGUGGUUUCUUCACUCGGGCAAAACAAGUGAAGAGAAUUGAGAUCAAUGAUCAACACAGUCAAAGAGCUGUUACUACUGCACUAUGGUGCAACUUCCUCGUAUUUUCCCUCAAGUUUGGGGUUUGGUGGACAAGUUCUAGCCAUGUCAUAAUGGCUGAAGUAGUUCACUCCGUUGCUGAUUUUGCUAACCAGGCACUUCUUGCUUAUGGGCUCAGUAGCUCAAGGCGUGCGCCAGAUGCUCUUCACCCCUAUGGCUACUCAAAAGAAAGAUUUGUAUGGUCCUUGAUAUCGGCUGUUGGCAUCUUUUGCCUUGGGUCUGGUGCUACCAUAGUCAAUGGAGUGCAGAACUUGUGGACUUCUUCGCCACCUCCGAAUAUGGAAUAUGCUGCUUUGGUAAUUGGUGGUUCUUUUCUAAUUGAAGGCGCUUCGCUUCUCGUUGCAAUUCAAUCUGUUAAAAAAGGAGCUGCACAAGAAGGCAUGACCAUAAGAGAUUAUAUAUGGCGUGGCCAUGAUCCUACUUCUGUUGCUGUUAUGACUGAGGAUGGCGCUGCUGUGGCAGGUUUGGCAAUUGCAGCCGCAUCUCUUGUUGCUGUUAGGAUGACUGGAAAUCCUAUUUAUGAUCCUAUAGGAUCAAUUGUAGUUGGUAAUUUACUUGGAAUGGUCGCUAUAUUUCUCAUUCAACGAAAUCGACAUGCCUUGAUUGGAAGAGCAAUGGAUGAUCAAGACAUGAGUAAAGUUCUUAAGUUUUUAAAGAAUGACUCGGUUGUAGAUUCUUUAUAUGAUUGCAAAAGUGAAGUGAUUGGUCCUGGGUCCUUCAGAUUUAAAGCUGAAAUUGAUUUCAACGGACAGAUGGUUGUCCAAAACUAUCUGAAGAGAACUGGUCGUGAAGAGUGGGCAAAACUGUUUCGUGAGGCUGCAAAGAAAGGAGAUGAUUCUGCAAUGCUUAAGAUUAUGGCAAACUAUGGUGAGGAAGUUGUCACGGCUUUAGGGAGCGAAGUAGACCGGUUAGAGAAAGAGAUCCAAGAGCUUGUCCCUGGAAUCCAGCAUGUUGACAUUGAAGCACACAAUCCCACUGACCCAUCUCUAUGAUCUGGAAAAGCUUGCUUUAUUCAAGGUUGAAUUAUCCAUACAUUUUGAUGGCCUCAAGAACUGGAAGCCACACGUAUGGUUGAAGUAAAAGCUUGCCCUGCCUCUUAUAGAAAUAGAAGAGUGUUAUUUCAGGUAGGUGAUUGGGCGAAACGUGCAGAUGGAUUCUUUAUCUUGUUUCUGGUGUAGACGACUUAGAAGUCUGAUGUUAACUCUAGAAUCUAUGCACACCAAAAAAAAAGCUUGUUACUUGUAGAAACAUGAGAUGUUAUUCAGAUCGAUAUUAUUUAUAUAUGUACACAAAAUAGUGUUUUCGCA
Molecule: messenger RNA, 1975 nt
Organism: Capsella rubella
Lineage: Eukaryota; Viridiplantae; Streptophyta; Magnoliopsida; Brassicales; Brassicaceae
Product: metal tolerance protein C4
Exons: 13
Coding region: 287-1660 (457 amino acids)
Biological process (GO): zinc ion transport; transmembrane transport
Cellular component (GO): membrane
Molecular function (GO): monoatomic cation transmembrane transporter activity
Source: RefSeq, a predicted model, not a curated record